AUGGCGACCGUAGAUGAGGGAACCGCGCCAAACGCAACUGUCUAUGCCAGGAACUUGUCUGAGCGCAUCAAGAUCCCACAGCUCAUCGAAGCGCUGCGCGAGAUUUUCGAGGAAUACGGCACAAUUGUCGACAUCGUCGCCAAGUCAAGCUUGAAGCGCAAGGGACAGGCUUUCAUCGUCUUCGACAGCGUCCAGUCAGCCGAAAAUGCAAUCGACGAAGUAAACGGGUUCGAGUUGUUCGGCCAGUCCAUGUCUCUGGAUUUCGCCCGGACCAGGAGUGAUGCGACAGUACAACGAGAAGGAACUUCGGAAGAAUUCGAACAGCACAAACGCCACCGCAAGGCAGAGAAGGAGCGCAAACAGGCCCUCGAAGCAGCCGAAGCAGCCAAGAACCUCAAGCGACCAGCACCAGGUGCUCCCGAGCAAGAAGCUGCUGCACAGCGCGCUCCAAAGACGGCGCGUGGAGCAGGCCUCAAGGGAACAUCAGGCGCCGGCGCCGGAGUCGUACCAGACGAAUACCUACCACCCAACAAGAUUCUGUUCAUCAGACAGGUGCCCGAAGACUACGGAGUGGAUGCACUCACAGCCAUCUUCUCGCGCUUUGCGGGCUUCAAGGAGGUCCGUACUGUGCCUGGUCGCAAGGGUAUUGCUUUCGUCGAGUAUGAAGCCGAGGACGGAGCUAUCAGCGCCAAAGAGGCCACAGCAGGCAUGUCGCUGGGUGACAACACCAUCAGAGUCACGUUCCAGCGUCAAUAG
Molecule: messenger RNA, 756 nt
Organism: Aureobasidium namibiae CBS 147.97
Lineage: Eukaryota; Fungi; Ascomycota; Dothideomycetes; Dothideales; Saccotheciaceae
Product: U1 small nuclear ribonucleoprotein
Exons: 4
Coding region: 1-756 (251 amino acids)
Biological process (GO): mRNA splicing, via spliceosome
Cellular component (GO): U1 snRNP
Molecular function (GO): U1 snRNA binding
Source: RefSeq, a predicted model, not a curated record